This is a messenger RNA of Gavialis gangeticus (Gharial), 3399 nucleotides long. RefSeq names its product intraflagellar transport 80 (gene IFT80). Gene Ontology annotation, biological process: cilium assembly. Gene Ontology annotation, cellular component: cilium; centrosome; intraciliary transport particle B. The transcript has 19 exons. The coding region runs from base 94 to 2427 and encodes 777 amino acids. The record is from RefSeq and is a predicted model, not a curated record. Gene Ontology annotation, molecular function: protein binding. Lineage: Eukaryota; Metazoa; Chordata; Crocodylia; Gavialidae.
UUUUGUAGGUGUAACCUAUCCAUUGAAGAAACCUACUUUUUUUUUGCUUCUUGUUACUUCAUCCGGACUAUUUAAGCAGGAAACUUUUAAAGAAUGAGGUUGAAGACAUCACUCUCGAAGGAACCAAAACAUAAAGAAUUGGUUAGUUGUGUGGGCUGGACAACAGCUGAUGAACUGUAUUCAUGCAGCGAUGACCAUCAGAUUAUGAAAUGGAACUUGUUAACUAGUGAGACAACCCAAGUAGCGAAGCUUCCUGAUAUCUACCCUAUAGAUCUUCAUUGGUUUCCCAGAAGUGUAGGUGGAAAGAAGCAAGCCCAUGCAGAGAACUUUGUACUCACAAGUUCAGAUGGCAAGUUUCAUUUGAUUUCAAAAAUGGGAAGAGUGGAAAAAAGCAUAGAGGCUCAUUGUGGAGCUGUACUUGCAGGAAGAUGGAAUUAUGAAGGAACAGCAUUAGUUACAGUGGGUGAAGAUGGACAAAUAAAAAUCUGGUCUAAAACUGGAAUGCUGAGAUCCACAUUAGUACAGCAAGGAACACCAGUUUACUCGGUAGCAUGGAGUCCUGAUUCAGGAAAGGUUCUCUAUACUUCAGGAAAGCAGCUGAUUAUUAAACCUCUUCAGCCAAAUGCUAAAGUUUUACAGUGGAAAGCCCAUGAUGGAGUUAUUUUAAAAGUUGAUUGGAAUUCAGUCAAUGAUCUUAUCCUGUCUGCUGGUGAAGACUGUAAAUACAAGGUAUGGGAUAGUUAUGGUCGUCUACUGUACAGUUCACAGCCUCAUGAGUAUCCUAUAACUUCUGUUGCCUGGGCUCUGGAUGGAGAAUUAUUUGCUGUAGGAUCUUUCCAUACUUUACGUCUAUGUGAUAAAACUGGGUGGUCAUAUGCUUUGGAGAAACCAAAUACUGGCAGCAUAUUUAAUAUUGCUUGGUCUAUUGAUGGUACUCAAAUAGCUGGAGCUUGUGGAAAUGGACAUGUGAUUUUUGCUCAUGUUGUAGAACAACGCUGGGAGUGGAAGAACUUUGAAAUAACGUUAACUAAAAGAAGAACCAUGGAGGUACGUAAUGUUAUUAAUGAUGCAAUGGAUUUACUAGAAUUUCGUGACAGAGUCAUUAAGGCCUCUCUGAACUAUGGACAUUUAGUUGUUUCAACGUCUCUUCAGUGUUACGUGUUUUCUACAAAGAACUGGAAUACUCCACUGAUCUUUGACCUCAAAGAAGGAACAGUUAGUUUAAUUCUACAGGCAGAAAGGCAUUUUCUUCUAAUAGAUGGUGGAGGGAUCUAUAUAUAUUCCUAUGAUGGACGAUUAAUUUCAUCUCCAAAAUUUCCAGGAAUGAGGACAGACAUACUAAAUGCCCAGAGUGUAUCUCUGAGUAAUGAUACUCUAGUAAUAAGAGACAAAGCUGAUGAAAAAGUUAUCUACCUGUUUGAAGCAUUGACUGGGAAGCCAUUGGGUGAUGGAAAGCCUCUUACCCACAAGACAGAGAUUGUGGAAAUUGCCCUGGACCAGAAGGGGCUUACAAAUGAAAGAAAAAUUGCUUUUAUUGAUAAAAACAGAGAUCUUUAUAUUACUUCAGUGAAGAGAUUUGGAAAAGAACAGAAAAUUAUCAAAAUUGGAACAAUGGUCCAUACUUUGGCUUGGAAUGACGCAUCUAAUAUACUUUGUGGACUUCAAGAUACUCGUUUUACAGUCUGGUACUAUCCCAAUACAGUUUAUGUAGACAAAGAUCUUUUGCCAAAAACACUGUGUGAAAAAGAUGCAAGUGAAUUUAGCAAAAAUCCCCAGAUUAUACGUUUUGUGGGAAAUCAAGUAACAAUUAGAAGAGCUGAUGGCUCACUUAUUCAUCUCAAUGUAUCACCUUAUCCAGCUAUUCUUCAUGAAUAUAUUAGCAGUUCAAAAUGGGCAGAUGCAGUCAGAUUGUGUCGAUUUGUUAAGGAUCAAACAAUGUGGGCAUGUUUAGCUGCAAUGGCAGUUGCUAACAAGGACAUGACAACAGCAGAAAUAGCCUAUGCAGCAAUUGGAGAGAUUGACAAAGUUCAGUACAUCAAUUCAAUCAAAGAUCUUCCAUCAAAAGAAUCAAGGAUGGCUCAUAUACUGCUGUUCAGUGGAAAUGUACAAGAUGCUGAAACCUUGCUUCUACAAGCUGGCCUUAUUUAUCAAGCUAUUCAAGUCAACAUUAAUCUUUACAACUGGAAUAGGGCACUAGAACUAGCAGUAAAACACAAGACACAUGUUGAUACAGUUCUGGCUUAUCGACAGAAGUUCCUGGAAGAUUUUGGUAAAAAAGAAACUAAUAAACAAUUUUUACAGUAUGCUGAAGGUCUGGAAGUUGAUUGGGAUAAAAUCAAGGCCAAAAUAGAGAUGGAAAUUGCUAAAGAGAGAGAACGAGCAGCAAGCACUCCACCGGUCAGGACCAGCGUGACUGUUCAGCACUAAGUGCCAUACUGAUCACAUUAGUUAGUUGUUUUAUCAGUCAUUAGUUACAUCUGUGUAUUAAAAAGUAUAAGUAAGAAUUAACAUUUUCCAAAGAGUGAGAAGGAAUUGGCAGUUUUGCUUUUGGACAAUGUGCAGAAUUUCUCGCCAGUGCGUUGUCAGUGCCCCCUCCUGCUUCCCUUAUCCACUGUAAUCUGUGGAACCAUGUGAGCAAGGAAAGAGAAUGGGGCUGGUCCUUGUCUUAAUCUUUCAGCUUUUCAUAGCUUUGGAGUUAACCAUAUUUAGUCUUUGGAUACCUGGAGUUAUACAGUGAUGUAUAUGUUUAAGCUCCUAAAUAAGCUUGUCUGAUUUGCCAGCAGCUGCAGGGCUCAGGUACAUGGCACUUGUUUAGGUGCCCAGCUAUAGACACCUCAAUGUGAAAAGUGCAAGGCUAUAUUUGUAAACCAAAAAAAGGAAUAUUUCAUUUGCAGUUAAAUGUAUUAAACCAUGAGAAGACUGUCCCAGUGUUGAAGUAUUUUCAGAUAAUACAUAUAAUUUAUUAUUUCAAAUUAGUUGCUUACAAUUAUAUAUUAUGUUGUUGGGUAGCUUUUGGGAAAAAAGAUUAUCAUGGAAAAAUCAUCUCACAUUUAAUACAGCAUGGAAGGUCUUUUAAAUUUUAACAAAAUAUGUGUUUUCUGAAAAUACCGAAUAUGUAAUUAGCCAUAGUGUUCAGAGCUUCAUUAAAAAUUAGAAUAUCCUAUUUCUUUAGUUGAAGAAUAACAUUUCAUGUUUGUAUGCUGUCCAGCGCACUUGGUUAAAAUUUUAGUGGUGUUACACAUACGCCGUUUCAUCAAAGUAUACUCUUCUUUUUUUCCUGUUACAUGCAUAUACUGUGGUUUGUCUGCAUGAUUCCUUUGCAAUAUUGGGAUGUUAAUGUAUUACUGGUAGCUGAAAGACGUUAAAGUAAUUAUAUAUAAUAUUUAUCUUUCAGAUGUU